This is a messenger RNA of Botrytis cinerea B05.10, 3032 nucleotides long. RefSeq lists its product as hypothetical. The record is from RefSeq and is a predicted model, not a curated record. Gene Ontology annotation, molecular function: aspartic-type endopeptidase activity. Gene Ontology annotation, biological process: proteolysis. The transcript has 3 exons. NCBI's taxonomy places the organism in Eukaryota, Fungi, Ascomycota, Leotiomycetes, Helotiales, Sclerotiniaceae. Gene Ontology annotation, cellular component: fungal-type vacuole. The coding region runs from base 80 to 2623 and encodes 847 amino acids.
GCUAUUGUGUCAUAGCCAGCAUGUUCUGUCCUUUCAACAAUUAUUAAUCUUUUAAAACUUUCCUUGAUGAUCUUUUCCAAUGCCGAUGUCUUCUUGGAGGUAUCUGGCCUUUUUCCUAUUGCCUAUCCUCGGCCUUCUUGAACAGACUUUGGCUUCAGCAACUUCAGCAACCCCUGUUCCUCCUCUCACUGUCCUUCCAAGUGGUAAUUGGAAUGGUAUCGACGGGAAUUGGUCAAGCUUUUGGCUUACAGUGGGAACACCUCCUCAACCUGUCUUGGUCUUCAUAUCAACAGCAAGCAAUCAACCCUGGGUCGUGUCACCAGACGGUUGUAGUCCAUCAGACCCAGGAACAUGUUAUAGCUCGAGAGGUUUGAAUUUUAAUUCAAACUCGUCAGCCACAUGGGUACCAAACACCAUUAAUCCCGGAGGCGAAUUUGCUUUGGAAGUUGAGUCCAGUCUAGGCCUUACUGGCAAUGGAGACUAUGGCAACGAUACCAUUCUUUUGGGAUCCCCGGGUAGUGGAUCUCCCUCCCUCAGUUCACAAGUGCUCGCAACAAUCGCGACCCAUGACUUUUGGCUGGGUCUUUUUGGUCUUAAUCCGGCACCCACAAAUUUCUCGAGCAAAACUGAACCUGCCCCAAGUUAUAUGUCCAAUCUCAAGUCUCAAGGCCAUAUUCCAUCAUUAUCAUAUGGCUACACUGCAGGUGCUUACUAUCGUAAUGGUGGAGGAGCCAAUGGUGGGGGAGUCUUAGGCAAUCUUACUUUAGGUGGUUAUGAAGAAUCUCUCUUCGUACCAAAUAAUCUUACCGUCGAUUUUGCCACUUCUGGCGAUGACCUAACGAUUGAUGUCAAUGCAAUCACAGUUAAAUCACCGGGAGGGACAUCUCAAGUCGUAUCAUCGCCAUCAUCCUCUUUUCCAGCUUUUAUUGAUUCAUCGGUCCCAUACCUAUAUCUACCAACGAGUAUAUGCCAAAAGUUCGAAGAAGCUAUUGGUAUCUCCUACGAUUCAGAAUCGGAACUGUAUUUACUGACUGACGCCCAACAUACUGCACUUGUUAACCGAAAUGCUUCUGUUGUAUUUACUCUCACAAAUUCGACGUCCAAAGCCAUGGUGAACAUCACACUCCCAUACGCUGCUUUUGAUUGGUGGGCCGAGUAUCCUCUUGUACAGAACAGCACCCGAUAUUUCCCUCUCAAACGAGCAACCGAUAAUUCUCAAAUCACACUUGGACGAGCAUUUCUCCAAGAGGCGUACCUGAUUGCCGACUAUGAACGUUCCCAAUUCUCCAUUCAUCAACGCAACUGGACCACAUUCUACCCCACCUCAAAUCCAACUACAAUCUUUCCCCUCAAUAAUCCCGCACCAUUGUCUUCUUCAAAAUCAAAAAUUUCGACUCCUGUCAUAGCAGCCAUUGUACUCGCAAUUCUUACUUCAAUAGCUUUAACCCUCUGUCUAACAAUUUUCAUUCUUCACCGCGUACAUCAGCGCAAACAAACUCCUGGACGGUCAAAUACCGUUUCCACUUUCGCAUCAACUUCUCGAAGCCUCUCGAAAAAAGAGUCAUUUCGCUCUGCUCCUUCCUCUCCUUUACCUCUCCCCUUCAUCUCCAGCAAAGAUAAAUCGGACAAAAAAUCCAAACACGUCUCCAAUGCACCUUCAGAGCUAAGUUUCUUCGACAAGGGCACUAAUUCUGUCCUUCUUACACCAUCCAAUCGCUCUUUAGUUUCUCUGAACAUUGGUAAAGCUAUCGGAAGCCCCAAUCUCACACUAAACCCUCAAUACAACAACUCCGGUGUUUCUAUUUCCCGAAACCCCAGCCAAAGCAAUGCAGCAGAUACCGUUCUUAACAAAAAUCUCAAUUUGGUUCCUACCGAGCCUAAACCUGCAUUCCAUCUCGCAAGUCUUUCUACGCGUCGUAAAGAGCGUAAGAAGAAGAGAAAGGAAAAAGCUCAAGAGAUUUAUGAAUUGAGUGGUGGUAGUGAUGCUUUAUGCUGGGCCGAAAUGGAUGAGAUGGAUGAAGAACUAGAGGAAAUGGAUAUGGAUAGUCGUGCAAGUAGUCCAGCUUUAAGCGCACUCAGUUUUGCAAGCGAUGCCGCUCUCAUCACAUCUAAUCCUGAGAAACCAAAACCAUGGAUGGAUAACGAUCGCGAAAUUCGCGGGAGUGGAAGUAUCAUGAAUAUGGGCAUGAAUAGAGAUAGUGGCAUGGAACGUAUGAACCGAAUGGACAAAGAAGCAGAAGCAUACCGAGAGCGAAGCGGUGGUCAUAGUCAUCCCGGGACAGGAAAUGAUACUGUGACGACAAACAACAGUCGUGGGAGAGAAUCACACUUUACAAAUACGACGAUGGGACUAGAUACUCCGACCGAUGGGGUUGGAACGGGGGGGACGUGGGAGUUUGAAAAGUAUUUGGAUGCUAGUAGAUUACCUUGGGUACAGAGAGGAAGUGGUUUGGGCGUGGUAGUUGAACCUCCUUCGCCGGUAGCGCAGCCUGUUGCCGCGAUGCCGGCGCUGAGGGAGGGAGCUCAGGCCCCGGGUAAGAAAGUGGAAAUUGUGAACGAUUCGAUGAAGAGUUCAGGACAGAAGAGAGAGAGUGAGAAGGGAGUUAUUUGGGGAAGGUUCUAGAAUCAUUUUACUCGCCGACUUGUUUGACCUCUGUGCCUGUGUUACCCUGUCGUAACAUGGCACAUUUUGUAAGUUACUAUUUGGAAAGAAAAGAUAAAAAGAAAGAAAGACCAGGAUUUGUAUGGAUUACGAAUGGGAGGAAUUUUAUAUAUUCAUGUAUUUGCAUAUCAUUAUCAUCCUACCGGAAAUGUUGGGAGUCGGGAUAUAAACAGGAUAAGGGAUUAGGAAGACAGUUUCACGAUUUGAUACCAUGGUUUGAAAAAAGAAAAGAGGUGGAAGGAAGGGGAUUUCGUUACUUUUUCUUAUGGAUACAUUGUUGAGCAAUUGGAUGGUACCUAUUCAACGUAUUUUUCGUGCCGGAUAAAAUGCGGUCUUCAUUGUCUGAAUAUCUAUGAUACAUUUUUCACCA